Molecule: messenger RNA, 446 nt
Organism: Hibiscus syriacus
Lineage: Eukaryota; Viridiplantae; Streptophyta; Magnoliopsida; Malvales; Malvaceae
Product: threonine--tRNA ligase, mitochondrial 1
Exons: 5
Coding region: 1-438 (145 amino acids)
Biological process (GO): threonyl-tRNA aminoacylation
Cellular component (GO): cytoplasm; mitochondrion; chloroplast
Molecular function (GO): ATP binding; threonine-tRNA ligase activity
Source: RefSeq, a predicted model, not a curated record
AUGGAGCUUCAGCUUUUAUGCAUGAAAUAUAGCAGUAACCAACCCAUGAUAACUUCCAGGCUGAAAAAGUGUCAUUUUGAUGGGGCUUUUUAUGGUCCGAAUAUAGAUAUUAGCGUAUCUGAUGCUUUGAAUAGGAAAUUUCAAUGUGCAACAUUACAGCUGGACUUCCAGCUACCUGAGCGCUUCAAGUUGGAGUACUCAGCCGAAGAUGAAGCCAAGAGGGAGAAACCUCUUAUGAUACACAGAGCUAUCCUUGGGUCUGUUAAGCGUAUGUUUGCUAUAUUGUUGGAACACUACAAGGGUAAAUGGCCCUUCUGGCUUAGUCCCCGUCAAACAAUUGUUUGCCCUGUGUCAGAUAAGUCCCAGAACUAUGCGAUAGAGGUUCGGGAUCGGAUUCAUGAGGCCGGUUAUUAUGUAGAUGUUGAUAUGACAGAUUGAACAAUCCA